UCAGCUCCCAAGGACCAGGGAAGGAGAGUUGGAGACCACUUAUUUUAUAAAUCGUCCCAUAUUUCCUGGUGUCCAUUCCAUUCACUCCAUCGCUGCGAGACAAUGAAGGAUACACACACCCUGCUCAAUCUGCUUCUGCUGCUAGUGUACCUAGCAGGAUCAGCUUUGACCACAGAUGGAGGGAGUGGCAGUACCAAUGGUCCCUUGGACCUAACCAUAGUGGGACCUGACUUUGUUAAAGUGGGCGUGCCACGCAGCUUUGACUGUGCCGCCCAGUGCUCUCCCUCCUGCAGCUACAGAAUGAGUAUCUACGGGCAGAUUUGGCAGGGCAACAAGCUGUUGUUCACAGCUCGCCAAUGGGAGGAGUCCCUAAACCUUACAUGCACUGCAAGGAAUGAUGACUCUGGGAGGUCCUCUACAGUAUCAAAGAUACUCCAGGUUUUAGCUGGACCAACCAACGUAUCGAUCACAGGCCCUGCCCUGAUGACCCCAGGGGCCCCUCAAAGCUUCCAGUGUAACGCCGACUGCCGUCCCUCCUGCAAGUACACCUGGAAGAUAAAGGGCCGAUGGCUCGGGGGACAGGGGAGCGAGAUUACCGUAACUCCCGAAGAGUUGGCCACCUCUGUUACCCUGAACUGCAAGGCCAUCAACAGUGUGUCUGGGCUCUAUGCCAUGGCAACCAGGAAAAUACCUGUGACAUCUGGUCCAUCAGAGGUCCACAUCAUAGGCCCAGAAUCUGUUGCAGUCGGCUUCAAGUCCAUGUUUCAGUGCAUUGCCAAAUGCUCUCCCGCUUGUGACUACCACUGGACCAUUGAUGGUCACACUGUCCAUGGCAGUGAGAUGGAGAUGACGGUCGAGCAACAUGUGAAGCCAGAGAAGAUUAUGUGCCACGCUCAGAAUACGUUCUCAACUAAUUUUGAGGUGGUCACCAAGACCGUACGAGUGGAAUCUCAUGAUCACACAUUUUAGCCACUAUCUUAAUUUUAGGAGACUAAAUCUUUAACUGAUGUAUAUGGUCUUUAUGAUGCUGUCAUAAACAUUAUUUGACCUAAUAUCAUGGUUUUUUUGUGUUCCUUUUGGAAUGUUUUUGUGCGUGUGACAGACAAUGACAAAAAAAAGAUCUCUCAAAACAAUAUGCUUGUCAAGCUAUGUCCAGGUUGUGUUCGUACAAGCAGACCAUCUCUGGGAGGAAGCGUCAGCAUUGGACAGCAGCUGAAACCGGGUCUCGAUUGAGUACGAACACUCCUUGCUGACAACAACACCAGGCUCCAAAGCAUUAAAGCUGUAAAACAGGAAAACAGACUGAAAAUAGACAAGACAUUAUAACCUUGCAUACCCGCUACAGUGCCUUCAGAAAGUAUUCACACCCCUUGACUUUUUCCACAUUUUGUUGUGUGAGUCAGAAUUUUAAAUUUGAUACAUUUCCAUUGUUUUGUCACUGGCCUAAACACUACCCAAUAAUGUCAAU
Oncorhynchus mykiss (rainbow trout) is the source of this 1468-nucleotide messenger RNA. Lineage: Eukaryota; Metazoa; Chordata; Actinopteri; Salmoniformes; Salmonidae. The record is from RefSeq and is a predicted model, not a curated record.